This is a messenger RNA of Anneissia japonica, 3384 nucleotides long. RefSeq lists its product as uncharacterized. Gene Ontology annotation, biological process: cell surface receptor signaling pathway; G protein-coupled receptor signaling pathway. The record is from RefSeq and is a predicted model, not a curated record. Gene Ontology annotation, molecular function: G protein-coupled receptor activity. The coding region runs from base 139 to 2124 and encodes 661 amino acids. Gene Ontology annotation, cellular component: membrane. NCBI's taxonomy places the organism in Eukaryota, Metazoa, Echinodermata, Crinoidea, Comatulida, Comatulidae. The transcript has 4 exons.
GAAACGAUUGGUUCACUGGAAAUUCGAAGCUCUUUAGAAACAAAUAUAUUGAAAUACCGAACUGAAUCAGACGUCCACAAUUUUCAGUUGGCAUCAACUUUCCAGAGUGCUUGAACGUAUUAUUCCAGUGUAUGAAAGAUGACGCCAAAGAAGUAUUCAAUUUUUCUCAUCUGCUUUAUUCUUCCAUCGACCUUUGCUUCAAUUGACAUUGUACUGUUUAACACAACUGUGCAAUUUUCGAAAGAUAAUUCGUGUUUCUCGGCUGAUGAUAAUAGGGAUUGUAAAUGCGACAAACUCUGUAUAAAACAUCAAGAUUGCUGUCUCGAUUAUGAAAUAUGGCGAGCGUCAAUCUCCAACUCAUCAUUUGAUGGCAAAAUAAAUAAUUCCGUUAUUUUAAAUUGGAAGGCAUUUCUUGAAGACUCCAAUUCACUAAUAAAAUCGCCGUUGAAUGUAGAUUUAUUCCAACACACUCUACACGAAAUUGAAAAUCUGAUUAUGGGUAGGAAGGAGAAUCUUGUAGAAUUCACGUGCACCUUUAGUGUGGUGGAUUGUGGGACCAAUUCUUGUGAUGAAUUUAAUAUAUUGACAGUUAGUAAUUGCAACGAACAGUUUCAGGGAUCCAAACACUGUGAAGCUGGAAACAUUGAGCUCGUUUACGAUAAGAGUACAGAACUUGUUUUUCGCAACUACCAGUGUGCAUUGUGUAAUUCCGUUGACCCAGAACAUAUAACAUCAUUCGGAAAAAUGUUAAUUUUUGACGAUUAUAAUUUGACUGAAGAUGAUCUUGCAGAUAAUCCCAGUUUAAUAAACCAUAGCCAUAAAUCGUACCGAGUUUUACCACAAGACUUUAAGACAUACAGCCGGUGUCAACCAAAAAUAUACUGGUGUGAGGUGUAUGUUAGCGACUUGAUAAGUAAGGCAUGUUUAGCUUAUCAAAGUGGUAUUAAUUGCUUUUCUAACCCACAUUGUGAACAAUGUUCUGAAAUGUACUACGAAUUGCAGACAGAGAGUACUCAACAGAACUGUCGUUUUGUUCUGGGUAGAACAUUAACUAAACCAACUUUCGCGAUCUUCAUCGAUAGUUCUGGAGGACUGACAUAUGUACACAAGGAACCAACUACCCUGGAAGAUAAAACUGAGACGGAGUUAGAUAGGCCUACUAAUGGUGUUGUGUCGCCGUUAUUUAAUUUAUCGGUAGGUGAAAAUGCCACAAAACAAAACGUCUUGGUUAUCGAACAAAACGAGGGUGUUACAGCUAUAUACCAUAGAAUUUCAUUCGCUGUAACGUUGACAGGAACCAUUUUGUCAAUCAUCAGUAUCGUAAUAGCUCUUUUGACAUUCUAUAUUUUUCCGUCGAUGCGGAAUACGUCAGGCUGGAUAAAUAUUCUUCUGUUGAUUACAAUCUUGCUCAGGUGCAUUUUGUACCUUUUAUUGUUAAUUGACAAGGAGGUUCCACCUGCUUGUAGAGCAGUUGCCAUUGCUCAGCAUUUUAGCCUUCUUUGUACAUUUUGCUGGAUCAACUGCCUCGGUUUGAAUAUAUUCCUCUCUACGAAGCCUAAGCCUGUAUUUUCAAAAAAUGUACAAAAAAGGUUGUUCUGGUAUUAUUGCCUGUACUCGUUUUGUACUCCAGCACUGAUUGUUAGUUGCUGCGUAGCUGUAGAGUACUCAUCGAUAGAGGUCGCUACAAUAUACGAAUAUUCUGAUUGUUUUUUGACGAAUAAAGCGAUUAACCUGGCCUUUAUUGCACCGAUUUCUGUAAUGAUGCUAAUAAACGCAACAUUGUAUGCGAUCAUAAUAAGAAAUAUUAUAAAGAAGUCACAAGUGAAAAAAGAAGAAUCUGUUGUUGCAAAGAAUAAGAGAAAUAAGUUUGAAAUUAUUCUCAGCAUUAAGAUUUGUUGUGCAUUCGCCUUAUACUGGAUGUUUGGAAUCAUCGCAACACUUAUCGUGACAUUACGAGGGAAAACCACAACUGCCAGUUUGGUGUUAAACAUGAUAUUCGUGUUUACGGCUUCCAUGCAAGGCGUAUUUGUGUGUGUGGCCGUUGUUUUUAACAAAAGAGUUUUUAACUUGUGGAGGAAAAAAAUAAUCGGAACUGGACCAAAAACAAAACUACAAAAAGUGUGAAGCUGGGAAAUAUGAAUCGUAUAGAGCAGAAUUAAUGUGUCGCAAUACGGGCACCCUCGAUAAUGUUGUUAAUGUUGUUUUAUGAGUCACCGCGCAUGUUUCAACCGACAUUUGAAAAUAACAUACGUUAUGCCAAAAGUGAAGUAAAUUAUAAUAAUAUUAUUUUACAACCAACUACCAACCAAACAACCAACAAUGUUUCAACCGACUGACCGAACAACCAAACCAACCAACAUGGCAAUCAACCAACCAGCAACCAACCAACUAAUCAAUAAAUCAUUAUUCGAUAUUGGUUUAUCUAAAGCACAACUUGCUAUAACGUGCUAGAUGGACACGUAUUCUUGGGCCUGUAUUCAAGCCACAGGCAACGUGACCCAGACUAAAUUUCCACUAUAUUCUCUGGACACGAUGAAUACAAUCAUGGACAGUAUAUCAUGGCGAUACAUUUUAAGGGUUCCUUUAAAAAUUAUUAUUAAAGGUGUUUUGUUGUACUGGUAUAACGUUAGAAUGACUUUCCAUACUAAAUAUAAUUGCUCUAUUAUAUAGUAUAUAAAUAGAAUUUUAUAACAUUGGUUGGAUCUUGGUUGGAUGUAUUGUUCUUUUAAAUGAGGUUAUAAUAUGCUACGCAUUUGUAUUAGUAGACUAAAUAUAUUGGUGUUUCAUUGACGCUGUAAUAGUUGUACAGUAUAAUGUACCGUAUGUAUAAAAAAAUGUAUAUCGUAUAAUAGAAUGAAAUGAGAAAUAAGCUACCGUACGAAGUACUUGGUGAUGCGGCAGAGUUCUAAUGGAAACCAUUAUUUAUGAUUGGGAUCUAAAUAAACAAGUAUAUAGGCCUACUAUAAGCAAGUAAAUAAGCAAAGUCAGAUCGGGUUCACUUAACGAAAACAAACCAGAGGGCGCUAAACAGUUUUGGCGCACUGUUGAUAAUUUUGUUACAAAUACAGUAGUACAUAUUGCACCAGAGUACGGUUCUUUAAAAAAAAAACCCGGAAAAUCGAAUAUCCAGUCGCUAAAUUAUAAACGCUAUACCAGUUCCUCUACCAAUUUACAAAUUAUUUGAAGCCAGUUCAUAUCUCCAGAUCUUUAAAACAUUUCAUUGGUAAUAAUUGUGCCGCAUCUCUCCUUAAACUUAAAAAAAAGACAACACCAAUGUGCCCUAAGUUUCAACUCACGAGACUCAGUAACAGCACAAUGCCUGUAUGAACCAGUAAUUAGAUAUAUGGAAGUCAUUUAUUGACAUGACCAAAAAAAAAAAAAAAA